Chrysoperla carnea is the source of this 7367-nucleotide messenger RNA. RefSeq names its product dnaJ homolog subfamily C member 13 (gene Rme-8). Bases 144 to 7352 code for a protein of 2402 amino acids. Gene Ontology annotation, cellular component: endosome membrane. The transcript has 20 exons. Gene Ontology annotation, biological process: receptor-mediated endocytosis; regulation of early endosome to late endosome transport; endosome organization. Lineage: Eukaryota; Metazoa; Arthropoda; Insecta; Neuroptera; Chrysopidae. The record is from RefSeq and is a predicted model, not a curated record.
GCCGAAUCAAAUGUAAUUCAAAACAAUUCAAUACAAGUAAUAACAUAUCAAUAAAUACAACGAUAGGGAUUCAUUUAUAAAUGAAUUACAUCAUACAUUACAUCGUACAGUAUUUUAAAUUUUAUUAUAAUUAGUGAUGAAAAAUGAUGCCAAUCAAAGAUAAUGAAGAUGUGGCAUGUUUUUAUGUCACUAAACAUUCAUGGAAAGGAAAAUACAAACGAAUAUUUUCAAUUGGUACCUUAGGGAUAACAACAUAUAAUCCAACAAACUUAGAAGUAACAAAUCGUUGGAUCUACAAUGAUAUUAUUAAAAUAGAACCAAUUACAACAAACUCCAGUGGAUUUAUAUUAACAAUGCGUAAAGAUAAAAAAGUUGAUACAAUGCGUUUCUCAUGUGAUUAUCGUACAGAAUUAUUAACGGAUACACUAAAAGCAUUAUUAAUUAAUAAAUCAAUACAGACGAAUAAAUAUAAUGGAUAUAAGUUACAUUGGUCACAAACAAAAUUACCUUGUAUGUUUGAAAUAACAUCGUAUUCGUUGAAUCAAUUGGAUCCAACGACUAAUGUAGUGUUAACGUCAUAUUAUUAUAAAGAUUUAGAAGGUAUUGCAUUUAUAUCAGAUGUGGAGAAUGGUUUUGUGAUUGUGUAUGGAGGCUAUGGACGUUUACAUUUGUUUAUAUCAGCUAAUAGACAAGAGAUUAUUAAUAAAAUGAUUGAACAGUCACAACAACAUUUAGGUAUGUAUCAUCAGAAACUAGCUAUAAAAAUAUUAAAAAAUUAUUCUAUAACAUUAGAUGAAUGUCAAAUACAACGUUUUGGUAAAUAUUCAACACCGACGUCAAAUGGUUCUGACGAUUUAAUAUUAUUAAACUUACAAUCAAUCAAUGAAUUCAUCAUUUAUAAAGUGAAUAAUGAGAGACAUAAAGAGCCUGUUAAACGUAUUUUAUGUUUAACAGAAACAUGUUUAAUUGAACGUGAUAUACAAACAUACUCAAUAUGUACACUACAACCAUAUACAUAUAUUUAUGCAUUGAUACGUGAUAUUAAUAAUCCACAAUUAUUUUAUGUUGAAUAUAUAACAGGUAUAAAACGUGUAUAUACAUGUUCAAUUGAUCGUGAUACACUCUUAUCAACACUAUUAGAUUCAAUACGAAGUAGUGGUAAUUAUAACAUCCAUAUAAAAUCAUAUUUAACUGUACGUGGUAAACGUUACAUACCAUUUAAGUAUCAAUUGGAUGAUGAUAUUGAAUUAUUACAUAUAAAAUAUUUAAUACAAAGUGGUUUAAGUCUUACAAAUAAUGAAACAAAUAAUACGAACAAGUUUAAUAAUAUUAAUACAACAUAUACAUUUUAUGAUAUGUUAGAACGAUUUAAUACAAAUAUACCGUAUACAGGAUUGUUGUAUACGUAUAUACAUAAUGAAGGUUUAUUUAGUGAGAAUAAGGAUAAAUUGUUAACGAAUGUGUUGUUAUUGUUGGCGAAUAAUAAUAAUAAUGAACAAUUGACUAUACAACAAUUGGAGUUACAGUUUCAUGCGUUAAGACGUUUAUGUGCGACCAAAAUUGGUUUUACAUCUUUUACACAUUUAAAUGGUUUCCGUGAAUCAAUUGGCAAUAAAAUAAUAUUUGCAUUACGUAAACAAGAUCCAAGUGUAACAUAUGCAUCUAUUGAUAUGCUUUGCUCAUUAAUGCAUUACUCAUCAAUAAACAGUAUCGAUGAGCAACAUGAUUUAAGACAAGAACAAUUAAAUAAAUCAUCAUUGCUACAAUCGAAUAAGUUCUUAGACCAAUUGUUGAACAUGUGGAUUGAUCAUAUUAAUUAUAAUACUGGAGCAUUAAUUAUUAAUGCUAUGUUGGAUUUUUUAACGUAUGCAUUAUGUGUACCAUAUUGUGAAACAACGGAUUCAAAACAUUUUGAUAAUUUAUUAGAAAUGGUUGCAGCACGAGGAAGAAGUUUAUUUAAAUUAUUUCAGCAUCCAUCAAUGGCUAUUAUUAAAGGUGCGGGGUUAAUAAUGCGUGCUAUCAUUGAAGAAGGUGACGAUGAAAUAGCCCUACGUAUGCAACAUUUGGCAUUAGCAGAAGGUAUAUUACCUAGACAUUUAUUAACUGCGCUAUAUACAAGUGCUCCCACAACAACUACUGAUAAUACCACUUACUGUACUACAAGAUUACUAACGCAUAGACAAUUAUCCCGCCAUUUAAUUGGUUUAUGGGUGACUGGUAAUCCUAUUGCCAUGGGUGUAUUAAAACGUAUACUACCUAUUGGUCUGCUACACUAUUUGGAUUCAAAUGAACAAGUGACAAAUGAUAAUGCAGAUGAUAAAUUGUUAAAUGUACGUGAUAAUUUAAAAUUAGCACAAGAUGAUUUUAAAUUGAAACAAAAAUCACAACAAUGGUUAACAAUCGAACGGCAAAUUAAAAAUGUUGAAAAACAUUUGGAACAUUAUACGGAGUUAGCGAUACAGCAUUGGAGUAAUUUGCGGGCGACAUCAGGAACCAGUACUCCAACAAAUAUCAAUAUAAACAAAUUAAAACAACAACAAUUACAACAAUUAAAAGAUAAACCAAUUGUUUUACGUAAACGUAGACAACAAAUUAAAAGUGAAUCAAAUUGGAGAUUAUUUUAUUUAAAAUUCAACGAAAACAUUGAAUUACCAAACUUAAUAUGGAAUCAUAAAACACGUGAAGAAUUAAAACUGGCAUUAGAAUAUGAAAUCCGUUCAUAUCAAUUGGAUAAAGAUCUAUCAAAUGGUAUUUUAAUUGCAUGGAACUAUCAAGAAUUCGAGGUCCAUUAUCAAUGUUUAUCUGAUGAAAUAAAAAUUGGUGAUUAUUAUUUACGGAUAUUAUUAGAGCAAAGUGAUACAAAUCGUAUUAAUUUAUUAAAUAUUCGUAAAUCGUAUGAAUUCUUUAAUGAUUUAUAUCAUCGAUUUUUAUUAACAAAUAAAUUAGAGUUAAAGUGUUAUUGUUUACAUGCAAUGACAAUUGUUUAUAAUGAAUAUUACGAGGACAUUGGACCAUUUAAUGAUAUCAAAUAUAUGAUUUUAAUGUUAGAAAAAUGUACAGAUCAUGUGGAACGUGAUCGAUUGAUUAUGUUUAUCCAAAAAUUAAUAUUAAAUAAAAAAAAUGUUCAUUCAUUGAUUCAUACGACAAAUAUGUGCCGAAUUUUAUUAGAUUUAUCAUUAUUAUCACAUUUAAGUUUUAAUUUAAAUAAGAAUAAUAAUUUUAUGAAGCUAAAUAAAGAUGAUGAUGAAUUUGGUAAUCAAUCUGCAACAACUAUUGAAGCUAAUGAUGCGUUAUUAAACGAUAAUAAUCCAUUGAAUAAGAUUAAAGAAUGGUAUUAUACGAAUACAAAUAAUAAGGAACGUGAUGGACCUUGUACGUUUAAUAAGUUAAAACAAUUGUUUCAAACGAAUGUGAUUACAACACGAACAAAAUGUUGGGCACAGGGUAUGGAUUCAUGGAAGUUAUUUUAUCAGAUACCACAACUUAAAUGGUAUAUCAUGUAUAAUAUUACAAAUAAUACUGGUACAAGCACUUUGUUGAAUGAUAUUGAUUUAACGAUAUUAAUAUUAAAUAUAUUCAUUAAAAUGUGUGAUUAUUAUCCAAGUCGUGAUAGUGAUAAUGCAAUAAUUCGACCAUUACCAAAAAUCAAACGUAUAUUAAGUGAUCAACAAUGUUUAUCACAUAUUGUACAAUUAUUAUUAACAUUUGAUCCUGUGAUAGUUGAAAAAGUAUCAACACUAUUGUAUUUAAUUAUGUACGAUAAUCCAGAUAUAUCAAAAAUCUAUUUAACUGGUGUCUUUUAUUUUAUAUUAAUGUAUACUGGAUCAAAUAUUAAACCAAUUGCAACAUUUUUAAAGUUAACACAUUUAAAGCAAGCGUUUAAUACAUCCACAACGACGGAUUCCGAUUCGAGCAAUGCAACAAGUAUUAGUGAUAUUGUACAGCGAAGUAUUUUAGGACAAUUAUUACCAGAGGCAAUGAUCAAUUAUUUAGAGAAUCAUGGUCCUGAUAAGUUUUCACAAAUAUUUUUAGGUGAAUACGAUACACCUGAAUCAAUAUGGAACAGUGAUAUGAGACGAUUAUUAAUAAAUAAAAUAGCUGGACACAUCAGUGAAUUUACCGAACGUUUACAUUGUAACAUUCAAAUCCGUUAUCAAUACAUCCCAAUACCAGCGAUACGUUAUCCACAACUUGAAAAUGAACUAUUUUGUAACAUUUAUUAUUUAAAACAUUUAUGUGAUACAAACAAAUAUUUAAAUUGGCCAAUAAAACAACCAAUCAAACUAUUAAUCGAUGUAUUAGAUUUAUGGCGAUCAGAAGUCGAUAAAAAACCAUCAACUAUUAAUGUAAUCGAUGCUUAUAAAAUAUUACAACUUGAUGAUUAUAUUGAUCUACAAACCAAUAAAAUUAAGACACAAAUUACCGAUGAUAUUGUACGUAAAGCGUAUUAUAAGUUAGCACAAAAAUAUCAUCCAGAUAAGAAUCCACAAGGACGAGAACAAUUCGAACAGAUUCGACAAGCGUAUGAAUAUCUAUGUUCACGUAAAGUAUGGUAUGAUAUACAGAAUCAAUCAAAUAAAAACAGUAAUAUUAAUAUAAAUAACAUUAUAUUAAUUUUAAAAACACAAAUUAUUUUAUAUAAACGUUAUUAUAACGAUUUAAAAGAAUAUAAAUAUGCUGGCUAUGAUCAAUUAAUCAAAACAAUUAAAUAUGAAACGAAUAAUAAUGAGUUAUUUAAUUUAGACUCACAACAAUCGCAACAAUUGUUGAUCAAUGCGAUUGAAUUAUGUUAUUCAACAGUGAAAUAUUCAAAAUUAAAUAUUGAAGAGUUACAUCGUAAUCAACAUGGUUUAGAUAUUUUAUUGUUAACGUUUAAUCGAUCAAUAUCAAUUAUAACGAAAUCAUCGAAACCGACCGAUUUAAAUAUACUAAUUUUAAAGUAUACAUGUAAAUGUUUUUAUAUUGCGUCGCAAUUUACAUUGUGUCGGGAUCAUUUUAUUACGAAACAACAAUUUAUUUAUGAUAUAUUGUCAGGAAUGAUGGACUCAAGUGAACAAAAGUUCUUUGAACGUUUCAAUUGCAUUUGUUCCUUCUCUAGUGAUAAUAAAUUAUGUAUAAAUGUAAUAAAAUGUAUUUGUGCAUUAUCCUACGAUUCAAUAUUACAAAUGCAAUUAUUAAAAUCGGGUGUUUUAUGGUAUUUAUUACAAUAUAUAUUUAUUUACGAUUAUACAUUGGAUAAAAAAUCAGAAACAACUACCAACGAUAUGAGUGAACAACAAUUAAAUAAUUUAUUAUCAAAAUAUUCAAUAAUAGCCUUAAUAAAAUUAGGUGGAUUUAUACCAGACGAUACACCGAAUAAUAAUGUUAUACAAACAAUCUUACAAUCGUUAUUAACAACAUAUAUAUGUGAACAAUUUAAAUUAAUUAAUAAAGAUGAUUUAAUAAUUGAUAAUCAAUCAUUAAUUAAUAAAAAUGAAUCGUUAAAUACGAUAUUAAAAUUAUUAAAUACAAGUUGUGAGACACCAUAUUUUAUUUGGAAUCAUUUAACACGAACAGAAUUAAAUGAAUUUAUUUUAGAUAAAAAAUUAAAUUCAAGAGCCAAUAAUAAUGAACAAUUAAAUAUCACAGAUGAAUUAAUUAAAUCAUCGGUUGACUUUAAAUAUAAAACGCUCUCUAAUGAAUUAGUUAUAUCAAAUAUAUAUAUACGUGUUUAUAAUCAACAAUCAACUACAACAAUUAUACAACAAAGUCAAAAUUUUGUAACGGAUUUAUUAAAAAUUACGUUAUCGAUAACAAUGGAUGAAUUAAUUGUAUGUAAUAAUCAAUCGAAUGUAACAUUAUUAUUUAAUAUUUUAUAUCAUAUAAAUAAUGAUGUGAUUAAGAAAUUAACAUUGGAUAUUAUUAAUAUAAUAACAAGAUCACAAGAAUGUGUACAAAUUAUAUCACAGAAUAAGGAUCAUAUAUAUACAUAUUUGUUGUUAUUGUUGUAUCAACAAUGUGAUCAACAAUUGUAUAUAUUACAAAUUGUAUAUUUGUUAAUAUCGAAUACAAGAUCUAUACAAGAGUUUUUAAAUAAAGGUAUCUUAUUAUAUUUAUUAGAUUUAUAUUGUAAUUCAACAAUACUAGAUAUUCGUGAACAAUGUGGUAUCAUAAUAGCACGUAUGAUCAACGAUAAAUUAAUCGGACCACGUAUUAAAUUAAUGAUUAAUAAAUUUAUACCAUUAAUAUUUAUUGAUGCACUAUUAGAUAAUAAUGUUAAAGAAUCAAUAACAAUGUUUGAUUCAGAACAUGAACAUCCUGAAUUAAUAUGGAAUCUUAAAUUUAAAACUAAUAUACAAUCAAUUAUUAAUAAAUUACGUAAAGAAUUUCAACAAUUACAAAUUAAUAAUAUACAACAACAGUGGAUACAACCUGAUAAUAAAACACCAUUGUACUUGAGUGGUAUGACUGGUGGUGAUGGAACAAUUGAACAAUUUAAUAGUGAUCAAUUAAUUAUUAGUGGGGUGUAUUUAAAUAUAUUUAUUAAGAAUCCAUCAUGGACGUUACGUAAACCUAAAGAGUUUUUGUCGGAGUUAAUGGAUGCGUAUAUACAGAAUAUUAAUAAGGAUGUUUUAAAUAUUGACCACAUAAAUUUAAUAACUCAAUCCAUAUGUGCAUUAUUACUAGCACAGCCAACAUUAUGUGAUAAUAUACCAUCAUUCGGACAUUUACAACGGUUAUUACAAUUAAUUACAACAAUUAAAACAAAUACCACUGAACAUAAACUAUUAAUUUAUAAGUCAUUUAUUUUAAUAUUACAUCAAGUAUCAUUAAAUGAGUUAUGUGUAACAACAUUAAGUAAAAUAGAUAAUUGUAUGUUUAUUAUAAAACAAGUAAUGCAAUUAAAUAGUGAUCUAAUUGGUGUUGGAUGUGAAACAUUAAAUAGAAUAUUUACAAAUAAUAAUACAAUGAAUGAACAUGCACUAAUUAAACAAUUAUUAUCAAUUGAUAUGAUUACAUAUCUAUUAAAAUUAUUAUCAAUCAAUACAGUUGAUAAUACAACCAAAGCAUAUAUUGUUAAAAUUAUUAAAAUUAUUGAAGUGAAUUCAAUGUAUGGUCAGAGGAUACAGACAACAUUCUUAAAUUCAAAUACAACAUGGUCACAAUAUAAAGAACAGAGACAUGAUUUAUUUAUAUCGAAUCAUUGUUCGAAUAAUACUUAUAACUAUUUAACUGGUAAUACAACACCAUCAAAUGCUGGUUAUUUAACACAAGGUACAGAUACAACACAAUCAUUAUCUACAGUACCACCGCCAUUAGAGGAUGACGAUGAUAACGAUCCUAUAAAUACUAGUAAAAAUGAUUUUAUUUGAUUUACUUUAUUCUUU